UCUCUAACGUUCAUCAUAGGUUGGCUGGCUUGGGACCUGGAUGCAGGCAGGAUCGGUAGGCCAUUAUCUUUUUGCACGUUUCGUCGUUAUAUCAUCAGAUCUUCCACAGACAAGAACCCGCCAAUUGAUCGCUUACCUAUUCAUUGCCCUCGACGUCCCGAUUUACAAUCAAUCAUCUUCAGAUCUAGUAGAGGAUUCAUUUGGACGCCAUGAGUGCGGUGUUUGAAGGAUAUGAACGCCAAUACUGCGAGAUAUCUGCAAAUUUGUCUAAAAAGUGUACGUCCGCUAGUUUUCUUGAUGGAGAGCAAAAGAAGCAAAAGGUUUCUGAAAUACAAACAGGAUUGGAUGAAGCGGAGUCCCUGGUCCGAAAAAUGGACCUUGAGGCAAGAAGUUUGCAGCCUAAUGUAAAGGCUGUAUUGCUUUCAAAAUUGAGGGAAUACAAAUCUGAUCUGAACAAUUUGAAGAGUGAAGUCAAAAGGAUUACAUCAACUAACCUAAACCAAGCUGCAAGGGAUGAGUUGCUUGAAUCAGGGAUGGCUGAUGCUAUGACUGUAUCAGCUGAUCAAAGGACAAGGUUGUUGAUGUCAACGGAGAGGAUAAACAAGUCCAGUGACAGGGUCAGGGAUAGUAGAAGAACCAUGCUGGAGACAGAGGAGCUUGGUGUCUCUAUUCUUCAAGAUCUGCAUCAGCAGCGACAAUCUCUAUUGCAUGCCCAUAACACGCUUCAUGGAGUAGACGAUAACAUAAGCAGGAGCAAGAAAAUCUUGACAAACAUGUCAAGGAGAAUGAGCAGGAACAAGUGGAUUAUUGGCUCGAUCAUCCUUGUCCUUGUCCUUGCUAUUAUCUUGAUCUUAUACUUCAAACUUAAGAAGUAGAAACACCAUCUCUUUGGUAGUCACCCUUCUUGGCCCCAUUUAUUCUCGAUUUAAUCUUACUAGUCGAGUUUGUCUGUGUGACUUGUUGCAAUUUUAUCAUAUUAUUAAUUGAAAUUGAAACAGCUACUGUUUGUGGCCAUUGUGUGUGUUGUGGAAUGAAUAUUACAUGGAAGAUUGUGUAAUCAAAAAUAUUUAUUGAUGUUUAUGUU
This is a messenger RNA of Impatiens glandulifera, 1084 nucleotides long. Its product is annotated as vesicle transport v-SNARE 13-like. Gene Ontology annotation, biological process: vesicle fusion; vesicle-mediated transport; intracellular protein transport. Gene Ontology annotation, cellular component: ER to Golgi transport vesicle membrane; late endosome membrane; SNARE complex. The record is from RefSeq and is a predicted model, not a curated record. The transcript is spliced from 6 exons. The coding region runs from base 210 to 875 and encodes 221 amino acids. NCBI's taxonomy places the organism in Eukaryota, Viridiplantae, Streptophyta, Magnoliopsida, Ericales, Balsaminaceae. Gene Ontology annotation, molecular function: SNAP receptor activity; SNARE binding.